Molecule: messenger RNA, 5287 nt
Organism: Patella vulgata (common limpet)
Lineage: Eukaryota; Metazoa; Mollusca; Gastropoda; Patellidae
Product: protein FAM53A
Exons: 6
Coding region: 178-1548 (456 amino acids)
Biological process (GO): protein import into nucleus
Cellular component (GO): nucleus
Source: RefSeq, a predicted model, not a curated record
CCGCGAACUACCUUUACUCAUUAUUGAUCUGAAUUUUUAUAGAGUCUGGCAACAAAAACUUAUUGAAAAACGUUUAGUGCUAAUAUUGGAUUUUGAUAUUUUAUUUCUAGUAGACAGUAAAAAGCACACGAAGAUGAUUGAUUUUAAUGGUAUAAUGAGUUGCCUCCCCAAACCUCAAUGAGACAGGUGGCAGUAGAAGUAAGUCCAGAAGAUGGGGGACUACAUCAUAAUGGCCGCAUUCUGAACUUAUUGUCUCUCCACUGGUGGUUCUUGGCAGGGCCACUUUUGUGUGCUAUUAACAUGCUAGCGUUAAUAACAGAAAAACUUCAAAAACAAAGUCUCGAUGAAUCUGCUACAAAUUCAACCAGCAUCAAAAUACCAAUAUCUAAUGAUGACAAUACAAUAAAACCGGUGACUACAGCAGUGGAUAGUUUAUCAGUCAAAGGUAAAAAUGUGUGGACAUUAUCGAUAGAUACAAGUAACCAUGGAAACAAUAAACAAGAUGGUGGCAAGCGGGGAGAAAGAAGAGGAAGUAAAGGGAUCAAAUGCAUUUCGACCAAUCAGAAUAUUGUCUGUGAUACAUCACCGAGCACACCAAAUGCACCACCACCAAAAAAACAUUGUCGUUCACUCUCAGUUCCCCCCAAUCAGGGGGAUCCGUAUUUCUUCGGAACAACUUUGUGCAAACCGAUACCAGUGUAUAAAGACUUUCAGGCUCUGUCCGCUAAAUUCAUGGCUCAGGUGCCAGGGGCUAAAGCAUUUACGAAAAACUUUAUGAGUUCUGCUUCACCAGUCAGUGUUGACAGUGGCCAUGUGACAUCUUCAGACUUUCAGACACCCCCUGGGUCUCCUGUUCCCCGACCAGCGUCCGCCAUGAGUGAAAUAUCUCACAGCUCCUCAUGGUUUGAUCACAGUCCGUAUAAAUUUAACCGUUUUGAAAUUCUACAGAACCGAAGUCUUUCUUGUGAGGAUCGAAUCUCGAGCAGACCACUAGGGGGUAUUAGUAGUCCUGGCCCAGAUUCCCUCCGUUAUUCGUCACCUCCCCGUAUCCACAGAAUUCCUCGAUGUAAAUCACAGCCAUGUGUUCUACAUGAUCGAAAAUAUGGUAAAAAACGACGUCACGACUAUGACAGACCUACUCUGGAUUUUACUAAAAUGACGCAGACUGCGUAUGGUCAGUUGGGUAUAUCUAAACCAAUACCAUUUUCACCUUCCAUACUUCAGAAACGGUCACACAGAGAUAGAGAUGAUAAUGACCUUGUAAUGAGACUUGUGCCAAUUGCCAGUUCACCACUGGAUACAGACAUUCCAUUUAAGGGACUUGAUAAUUUUCCUACAAGUCCUAUCGAUGAAGUCUCACAGUCUGAACAGCAACAAACACCAACGGGAAGGGGUGCAUUUCAAAGUGCAGCUUACCAGGAACCUGUCGAUUUCUUAGCUGACAGUGGAUUGGAUGAUUGCGAUUGUCAUGACAACCAGAUUGAUGAAGAUCGUGAAGUUAUUUUCCCUUUAAAAGACCUCGACAUGGAUGAAAUUGAAAAACAUUAAGUUUAAUUUUUCUACUCAGGGAAGAGAUGUUGAUUGUUUUUUGAUGACAUAAGACUACAAGGGAGGAAAGAUAAAACAAUAUUUUUACACAAAAGAUAAAAGGAACAAAGAGUUAUUUUCGAAUUAUACAAAAAAAAAUCAGAUUUUAUCCUGAACAAAAAUAUAUGAAUUAAGAUUUAAUUGAAGAAACUAUAUUUUACUGAUUGGAGUUCAAUGUUUGUUUUUUAAAGGCAAGUCUUGGCAGCAUGUGUUAAUAGCAAGUUGUCAUAUCUCAAUAAUGCAUCUCUUAUAAAGCAGCUAAAUCAAAUGAAUUUUAACUCAAGCCGAUGAUUUUUGACUUAUUUGUAUUUUUAUGAAUUACGUCAAAGAAUGCUACAUGUAAAUUGCUUGACUUUUCUCAGACAGGGAUUUGAAUAUUUUGUUUUAUGAAAUUAAUAAAAACGAUCUUUGAAUUAUUAAGAAGUUCUUAAUGAAAUAUUAUGAAUUAUUGUCAUACAGUGAUGACCUUAUUUAAACUGCAAGAAAAACUCACAAACAAUUAAUACCUUGUAUGUUGCUUGCCAUGUUGUGAAUUACCUCCCCUUAUGACUCUAACAUCAUUGUUGUACUUAGUGUUAUAUCAAAAUGAAUUUUGGAGAACAUAUUUUCCAUGGCUGACAAAUACUGUAUGAUAUAUUGGUAUGAAAGUUUUCGUGGAGGGAUAUGUUUUGGAAAAGAAUUGUAAUGACUUGAAUACAUUCAAACAGUAGUAUAGGAUUUUAUUGAUUUGAAUUUCAUUAUGGCCAUUGAAAUCAAGGGAAGGUAACUAGAAAUAGUUGUGAUAUCUAAAAACCAAUUUACUUGUACAUGCUGUUAAUUAACCAAGUUUUAAUGGUUUUUAUUUUUUUUUGCGAUAAAACUACUUACUUUUGGUAUUAAAAUCAAGGCAUUAUUAAUUACAUCCUUGUACAAAGGUAGCUUUGUUUGUUUAGUUCGGUAUUUAAAUUGUCUAUUCAAAGCUAACUUUUUCACUUGCAUAUAGCCAUAGUUUGGUAAACAUUUUCUAAUGUUUUUAGAUCCUUAUCACAAAUAUUUGUAGUUUUAGAAUUAGCAAUUUGUUAAAUCAGCAUUUUAACAUCCAUCUGUAGAUGUCACCAUUGCAACAAUACCACUAUUUUCAUAGUAACAAGGUCAUAUUGUCCUUUUAGCCAACUGUGAUUCCUAUAUUCUGUAGAAAUUAUUCAGCUCAAAAAUCUUUUGUCAAGGAGAUUAUGAAUUUUAUCCUAAAUGUUUGGUAUUUGAUAACUUGUACUGCCUUGCAUGAUGGCUUUGACUAAUACUGGAUUGCUGAUGAAAAGAUCUGAUCAGUCAAUUUACAUGCAUGUGUAAGAGCAUUGUAAAUACAUAGAUAUUACUAAAAUGUAUUUUCUAUGUAAAACAUAUUUACCGGUGAACAAUAAUAACCUUGAAACCCUUUCUGACAAUUUAACAAUAUUUCGUUUCUCUGAAGGACAUUGUUCUUUAAACUUUUCCUGCAUAAAUCUGAGGUUAAGUUGAUAAACACCUUGGUUGGACGUUUUGACAAUAAUAGAGUUGUUGUGUUUCUACAGAGUAUAUGUUUAUUUAACCCACCCUACACUCAUCAUAUUGUAAGAUAACUUAUAUAUACAUCAGUCAAAUUAAAUUGUAAAUAUAAUUCAUCCAUUUAUAAACCAUUUCAUGUCUUCUAAACUACAUAGAGGCUCCAUUAGGGUGUUGAAAUAGUUGAAAACCAGAACCAUUGAUAUUGUCAUUUGGACAUAAUUUAUGAAAAUCCAAUAUUCAUGGUAAAUGAAAGGUUGCAAAAUUUGCAAAAAGAAAGAAACUUAAAAAGGUACUAUUGGAAUUGUUAGAUAAGUUCAGAUACUUGAGGAUUGACAUCAAGUGUUCUAGAAGAGUAAGGAGAAACUAUUUGGUGGAAUGAGUCUUGGCUUGAUUUAUAGCCUCAUUAAAAAUUGUUUACCCGUAUAUGAAUUUAGUAUCUGAUCGGUUAUCCUUGAUCUAUUUUCUAUUAUGUUCACUCUGACAGAGCCUCUAUAUGUAUAUAGUUAUUAUUAUUUACUAUGAUUAAAUAAAUCAUGCCUGUAUUAUAUUAUUAUUGUUCAUGGAUGAAAACAUAUGUAAUAUGUAGAUCUACGUGUACAUAUGGUCAGGUACUAGGGGCAAUUUUCAUUUAAAUAUGUCAAAGAGAUAUAAACAUGGAAUCUUUAUUUAAUCUCAUCAAUGAAUUUGAAAAAUUGAAUGCAUUUAUGGGGUUCCAUAAUUUAAUAAAAAAAAUGUCAUGUCAGAAAGAGACAGUUGGAUCGUCGGCCAUAAUUUUUAUUGUAGGGAAUCCCUGGUAAAGCAAAUUAAUUAUUUUUAAAUGAAAAUUUCUCCUUUUACUUAAAGUUGUUAGAAUUUUAUUAAAUAAUGUUGAAUACUUAGAAUAAAAUAGUUUGAAAAAAAUUGUAGUUUACAAAAAAAAAAAAUCUUAAAAAAUGUAGUUAAACAUAAUUUACAAACUUUUUUAAACUUCUAAAAUUCUGACAAAUUGCUGAAAUAAAUACUGCUUAACAAUACUUUGACGAAGCAAAACUUUAAGUUGCUUAUAAAUUAUCGUAUGAUACUGGAAGAAGACAUUAUUUAAUAAAGUUAGUUUAGAUUAUAAUCAGCCUCAGGUGUCCUUGAUAUGGACUUAUAUCACUCAAUCUGUCUGUCUCUUAGUUUAUAAUGCCCAGGCUAGUUUCAUCAAAAAUAUUGAUAUGGAUAAACCAAUUCUAUCUGUAAGCAUAAAUCAGAAAAUACCCAGUUUGUUUGGCCUUUCUAAUACUAAAGCUCUAAUAUUUUAUUCUUAUGAUACAUGGUUGGAUUCCACCAAAGAAAUUUUAGACCAAGCCCUGUAAAAAAGCCCAAGUACAUGUAGUUAUAAUGAACAGACAUCAUUGAACAUAGCCACAAAUGAUAUAAACCAUUUUCAAUAACAUUUAUUUUCCAUCAUACAAGCCUUAAAGGCUCGAUGCGUCAUUUGCAUUUUCACUAAAAUAUGAAAUUCUCACGGCCUAAUAUACGCUAAAUAUGUACUCAGAUUGAUUAUUUAACAUUUAAUUAUGAAAACGAAAUCAAAAUACCAAUGCUAAUCUCCUGGCUUGGAUUCAAUUGGAUUUUAACUAGGACUGUCGGGAUUUCUCCACUACCAAUUAAAGAUGGCGGUGUCUUGUUACAUUAAUGCAGCAUAAAUAAAUGAAAUUUGUAAAUACUGAACAGAAAUAAACUAUUUUUGCACUGAUAUUCCUAUUAGAGAUUAAACUUUCCCAAUACUGUAGUUUGCAAGGGAUUCCUAUAACACUAAAGGACGCAUUGAGCCUUUAAUAUAGCUACAAACGAUCUGAAAAGUAUUUAGAUUAGUUUCAGCAACGAUUACAAACUUGUCUGCAUACAUGUUACCUCAAUAUAAAUAUUUGAUGAAUAAACUAUUUUAUGAAAUGGUGUUCAUAUUUUAAAAAUGAUUAUGGUUAAAAAAUAAAAUGGCAGUAAAAAAUUAAAUAUUUUUGUAAAAAUGAUAAAAGUUACGAUAUUUUCACCCAUUGUUUCUUUUUGUUAUAUUAUGUGUCUUAUUAAUGAAUUAGAUUAAAAUUAAACAGUUCGUGUAAUUUAAAUGUUUCCAUCCAGUCACAUAUGUCUUAUAUCUGUGGUCGGGAGUAAAAACAGAUUACAAGAAAUAAAGAAUUUUUUCGUUACUUGA